Messenger RNA from Prosopis cineraria, 1422 nucleotides. RefSeq names its product probable WRKY transcription factor 19. Lineage: Eukaryota; Viridiplantae; Streptophyta; Magnoliopsida; Fabales; Fabaceae. The record is from RefSeq and is a predicted model, not a curated record. The transcript has 2 exons. Bases 816 to 1352 code for a protein of 178 amino acids. Gene Ontology annotation, biological process: defense response.
AUGGCUUUUUCAGAUUGUUGGGAUGAAAUCUCGAGUGGAAGAAGUAGAACAGAUUUUGGAUUUGAGCUCAGACGAUGAAGUUCAAGGUAUAGGCAUUUGUGGUAUGGGCGGAUCAGGGAAGUCAUCCAUUGCUUUAGUUCUAUAUCUUAAGAUCCUUCACUUUUUUGAUUCUUUUUGUUUCCUUCCUAAUGUGAGUAGACGUUUGAAGCAUGGUGACUUAUCUUUGCAAGAACUCAUUCAUAGAAACUUGGAGACAGCAGAUUUUUGUCUUAUGUAUCCUCAAGGCGAAGAGUUCUUGAAAAGAUUAAGAAAACACAAGGUUCUCAUAGUUCUUGAUGGUGUAGAUCAUGUGCAAGAUAUUGAGGAAUUGAACUUGAUUGCAAAAUCUAUUUGUUUUGGCAGAGGGAGUAGAAUCAUAAUAACAACAAGAGAUGUACAAGUCCUUGAAAUGUCUGGAGUUGAGAAAAUUUAUAGACCUAAAUUGUUGUCUAAGAAGGAAGGUUCUAUAAUAUUCCGUUCUAUAGCUUUUCCAAAGGAUUAUCCUGUUAAUGAUUUUCAAGAGAUGAUAGACAAGGUAUUGAAAUAUGCUAAUGGGCUUCCACUAGCAAUUGAAAUAUUGGGUUCAUUCUUUUUUGGAAAAAGCGUGGCAGAAUGGAGAAGUUUCUUGGAUAGAGAAGAAAUUAUUCCUCCCCAUGAGAUCAUAAUAGUCCUUAGAAAAAGUUUUGAUGAACUUGAUCAUAGGAGUAAGGAAAUCUUUUUGGACAUAGCAUGUUUUUUUGCAGGAAAGAAUGUUAAUUGUGUGAAGGAAAUUUUACAUGAUUCUGGUUUCCUGCCGAUAUAGGAAUCAAACUUCUUAUUCAAAAAUCACUUAUUACAAUUGCAAAUCAAGGAAUACAAAUGCAUGGAAUGUCACAAGCAAUGGGCGAGAAAUUGUUAGACAAGAAUGUCCAAAUCAGCCAGAAAAACGCCGUCGGUUGUACCUUUUCAAUGAUAUCAAAUAUGUUAUGGAGAAAGAAAGAAACAUGGUGAUAAAAAAUGUUGAAGCUAUAGUCUUGGAUUUGGAAGAGCCAAAAGGGGUUACAUUGAGGAUCGAAGCUUUAUCACAGAUGAUCAACCUCAGAUUGCUCAUAUUUCGUAAUGUGCAUUUUUCUGGAACCCUCGAUAAUCUUUCGAGCAAGUUACAACAUGUUUCAUGGCAUCAAUAUCCAUUCACUUCUUUGCCAUCGAGUUUUCAGUCUGAUACACUUGUUCAAUUGAUUAUGCCUGAUAGCAACGUCACAGAAGUGUGGAAGGGCAAAAUGGUGAUGUUAAAGUUCUUUUAUUUCUUCAAUAUUCAAAUCAUGCAUGCUUGAUAUAGAUCAUAUACCAUCACCUAUAUAUUCAUAACUAAUUAUUUCCACUAUCAAAAUUUUGCUCAAUGAC